Molecule: messenger RNA, 1569 nt
Organism: Sphaeroforma arctica JP610
Lineage: Eukaryota; Ichthyosporea; Ichthyophonida
Exons: 4
Coding region: 205-627 (140 amino acids)
Source: RefSeq, a predicted model, not a curated record
AACUAGACUUAUAGAUGGAAUUUAGACCGAGCCUUCGGCACAUCAUGUAUCGCUGAUGGCCAAAACCAAGAAGAGGAGGCUGCUAAGUUAGCUACUUCUGUUAAAGUAUUCCACCAGGUAUCCCGAUCCACUAUCCAGGGCAGCACCUGUCGGAAGGUGCGUUUCGGCUUCGCUUCGCUUGCGUUGCCACAGCAACCGACACAUAUGAGUGGCAGUAUGUCAGCACCAGCGAGAACACUUCACCAAAGAAGGGGCCGAUCUUCGGUCAGUUUUCUGGCGCCAAACUUGUCGUUGCCGCGGAAGGCCAAGGCUGAGACUAAGUCUCCGGUGGUUGGGUUGUCUACCGCAUGUAACACCCGAUUGAUUGUGGGAGUGUUUCACGACAUACAUAAAGAUGCGACUGCAGCUGAAACGGAUGAAAGAUUACAGGCGUUUGCUAACUAUCUUAUCAAAUCCUUUGAGGACGAAUUUGCUCCGGUCAUGGAUACCGCUGACUUCCAAACCAAUCUCAAGGAGUACGUCAAACAACGUGAAAGGAACGAAGCGCCCGAGAGCAGUCCUAUGGUACCGUUAUUCAAAUCCUUCUACGACAGGAUCGUAGACCUGCCCGCUUUAGUACCAACCUGAAAAUGGUCUAUCUUCCUAUCCCCUAGCAUGCGAUAAAAAUCAGGACUCGGAGUUAUUACACUAUCGCGAACGCAGACCCAUUGUGACGAGCUGGAAGUGAAGUAUGACUAGACCACUCUGAGAUAGCGCCGCGCAUCAUACCCAGUAUACAAUGCUUGUGUUCGUAUCAAAGAUUCUGAUGUACACGCGGUCUUUGACUAAUCACGUAUGUACCAUCAGUUCCAGAUACUGAAGCCAGGCCACAGGAAAAUAUCAACUGGCAUCCCCAUCAUGUCUAGGUGAGCGACUAUUAACUUCUGCACCGUACAACUCAACGUUUGGUACGCUCGUGCAAUCCGUGCAACGGGAUGCUACGAUUCGACCUCUUGUAUACACUCGCGCCCACUGACUAUGUAGUGCUUCCAAACUCAAAAAUCGUAUUGUCGCUCUACUAGUUAUGCUACCCCAAAUCAGACUGUUGCAACUUGAUAGGCGAAUCUCAUCUCUGUGAGUAUGAGUUUCAGGCGCAGCAUAAAAUAUCUGAAAGUUGCUCUCUUCGCAGCAACGCUGAACACGAAUCGUUAAUACACCUUCGCUCCUUCAUGGGUUUCACGGUUGUAGACACCCUUGAAUCUCUACAUCAACACAUACAAAGACUGGAUUUCACAAGUGUGUAUGGGACUGCACGGACGCUGUGGUAAAGCUAGUGGACAAAGUCACCUCAAACACUGUUUCCUUCAGCUCAAUCUGCCCGGCAGCUUCAUCGUCGAAUGGUAUUUGAGUAGCUUUCCGCGCUGGGAUCAUACUUCUGGUUGUCAACUAUCCAAAUAGUAUAGUACAAGGUUUAUAAUAUAGCUCGGGAUGUAAUAUAAAUAAACGAAGUGGUCAAUAAUUAAAAUCUUGUAGUAAUAGCAAAUCUAUCGAUAUCAGGUGAAUAAUUCUGAUACACAACUUCUGAAGCUC